CCACAUCUGCCGCCAACCACAGUCGGUAAUGCAGCACUGGGCCUACUUUACCACAUACGAGCCACUCGAGCCCGUGGAGCCACGCCCGGUCCCAGCGCCCCGUUGCUCCCUGCUCCCUGCACCCUGCUCCCUGCACCCUGCUCCUCCUGCUGCUGCUGCUCCUGCUGCUACUGCUGCUGCUCCCACUGUGCUGUUGCUCCAGCUUUCCCUGCCACCGCCCGGCCUCAAGCGCCCAUGCACGGCACGGAAAUGAGCCUAGUCAAAAUCAAUCCUGGUGCUCGCUCGACGCGCCCAUCACUCCCCCAGAGCAAAAACUGUCCAAUGCCCACGCCGACCCGCUUGUUGUGCCAUCUUUUCGGUCGGGAGAUCUGCUUUCUGCAUUCCUUUCCCUCCACCACGCCGCACUUCGCUGCGCGCCUGUGCAUCCGCUCCUUUGCCUUCGUCUGCUUCUCAGCCUCACACACUCCUUAA
Bipolaris victoriae FI3 is the source of this 471-nucleotide messenger RNA. RefSeq lists its product as hypothetical. The annotation marks the transcript as partial. The transcript has a single exon. Lineage: Eukaryota; Fungi; Ascomycota; Dothideomycetes; Pleosporales; Pleosporaceae. The record is from RefSeq and is a predicted model, not a curated record.